Messenger RNA from Prorocentrum cordatum, 852 nucleotides. The record is from the annotation of a GenBank genome assembly. NCBI's taxonomy places the organism in Eukaryota, Dinophyceae, Prorocentrales, Prorocentraceae.
AUGGGUGUCACAGUGCUCUGUGCUGCGUUCUCCGUAUUACUCCACGGUGUCUCUUCCAUGUCCAGUUGUUUGGACGGAGCAAGUCUUCAUAUCGAUAUCGACAUGUUCUUGGCUUCGUUAUCCGUGCUCGUCUACUUUGUCGAUUUCCACUACCUGAAGAACACGGAGGAAAUCACAAAAAUAAGCAAGUUGACCACCGUACGAUCUUGGAUCGGCAAGGUUGUUCUCGAAGGUAGGCGCAAAGUUUUGCGUUCAGUCUCCGCCGAGGAACCUGCAUCGCGUAAGCAAUUCGGUACUGUUGACGACGGCCACGAUGGUUCAGGGGAUCCGCUUGGACACAAACGUCACCGAUCGAGGUCCGACAUGCACACGAUCGAGCGCGCACGGAGAGAGAGUGUGAGCCACACUCUCCCGAGCAUGCUGAAAGUGAUGCAUGCCGCCAUCAGACUGGGACACGGAGAAGCAGCCGUGACGUUGUUCGAUCAGAUGCUGGAGAAGGGGGCCGUUCCUGGUGCACACCUUAUCCACAAGGCCGUGUCAAACCGUUUCUUCCAGCUCGUCGCUGGCACUCUCGACGACAAGCGCGUGCAAAUAGACGGAUUGCGGCUUCUUGAUUUAGUCAGAGUUCAUGGGAUUCACGCGUCGGUUGAGAUUCAGAACCGUUUGCUGGCUGCAUGGAGGGACCGUCAGCUUCCAGAGAGUGUCGUUGAGUAUUUCGUAAAGAUGAAGAGCGCGGGUACCACCCUCAGCAAAUGGGCAUGUCGUUCCAUUAUCGUGGCCUACGAGCGUUCAGAUCCAGAAUUAGUUUUGAAGAUGUGCAAUGAAAUGGAGGGAUCAGGUAUUCAGCUCUAG